This is a messenger RNA of Oryzias melastigma (Indian medaka), 644 nucleotides long. It is a transcript of the gene polr3f, whose product is annotated as polymerase (RNA) III (DNA directed) polypeptide F. Gene Ontology annotation, cellular component: RNA polymerase III complex. Gene Ontology annotation, biological process: transcription by RNA polymerase III. The record is from RefSeq and is a predicted model, not a curated record. NCBI's taxonomy places the organism in Eukaryota, Metazoa, Chordata, Actinopteri, Beloniformes, Adrianichthyidae.
UGGCGGUGUCGUCCCGGUCACGGGGACCCUCAGAAGAAGAAGCGGCGUCCCGGCAGCAGCAGAGGUCCCGGAUGGCGGAGGUUCGAGUGAAGAAAGAGGCGAACCUGCCGGAACCGGCGGAGGUGGAGAACAGGAUCAGAGAGCUGUGUCAGCAGUUCCCUCAGGGAAUCACAGACCAGGUGAUCCAGAAUGACAUGCCUCACCUGGAGCCGCAGCAGAGGGCCCUGGCCAUCAACAAGUUGCUGUCCCUGGGGCAGCUGGACCUGCUCAGGAACAGUUCUGGCCUUCUGUACAGACUGAAAGACUCUCAGACAGCGAGUAAGAUGAAGGGCUCGGACAACCAGGAGAAGCUGGUUUAUCAGAUCAUCGAAGAUGCAGGAAACAAAGGAAUCUGGAGCAGAGACAUCCGCUUCAAGAGCAACCUCCCUCUGACCGAGAUCAACAAGAUCCUGAAGAACCUGGAGAGCAAGAAGCUCAUCAAAGCCGUCAAAUCUGUAGCCGCGUCCAAGAAGAAGGUCUACAUGCUGUACAACGUGCAGCCGGACCGGUCCGUCACCGGCGGGGCCUGGUACAGCGACCAGGACUUUGAGUCCGAGUUUGUGGAGGUUCUGAACCAGCAGUGCUUCAAGUUCUUGCAGAGCAAG